Molecule: messenger RNA, 1165 nt
Organism: Neurospora tetraspora
Lineage: Eukaryota; Fungi; Ascomycota; Sordariomycetes; Sordariales; Sordariaceae
Exons: 2
Coding region: 365-982 (205 amino acids)
Source: RefSeq, a predicted model, not a curated record
CGAUGCUCUAACAAUUUCAAUGCUCUAACAAUUUCAAUGCUCUUAACAAUUUCAUCCCCAGACACUCCAGAGAGUGCAGUGACAUCAUCGCAUCUCCACCGGCCCUCUCCUGACAUCUACAUCAUCAUUAGCAAAACACCACCUCACAUCGACAACUUGAGAAGGGCAUAAAAGAUGUUGGAAAUGGAGUAAAUUCAGUUCACUAUGACGACUUCUUGACAAGCCAGCUUUUGAGCCUUUUGUACGAUAGCUUUGCAGCGUUUAUAAACACAACAAUUUCCCACAGUCCAAGACAUCACCAUCACCAUCACCAUCCCCCUUAACACCACCAACUGAAAUAUCACCACACUAAAAGACAGCCACAAUGUUCGCAAUCUUCCGCCACCACCCCAACAAAGACCUCGCCGACCUCGCCGAGAAACACAUGCAUGACGAUCUCCGGCCCGAAGACCGCGCCCGCCUGCACAAAGCCGCCUCCCAAGUCCAAACGCACGCCACCAUCGGCUCUCUUCUGGGCGUAGGUCUCGGACUCGCCAUGGCCUGGCGCAUCCGGCAGAAUCGACAGCAGUUGUUCAACGCGUUUAGAAUGGUGGCAAAGCCGGUUGAGGUGGUGUUUGCCAAUGGUCGGAGGGAACCAGUCCCAGACCUAGAACCCCUCCUCCGCCCCACGCUCUGGGGUGACAUCGCCACUUACACCGCCUUCGGCUUGGGCGGUUUCAUGCUCGGCGGCGAGACCGGCUUGCUGACAGGCAGCGCAGCAGCCACUCGCACCAUCACCCGCGACCGUCACUCCUGGAAGCGCAUCGAGGACGCGUUCCGCAACUUCCAGAUCGAUGUGCUGAAGCGCCAGAUGGAAAUCCUCGAGCGUGAGGCCAAGGAGAGGGCCGCGGGCGGGAGGGAGAGCGAGGCGGACAGUACUUCUAGCUGGGAGAGUCUGAAGGAUCAUGCGAGCGGGAUGGUGAGCACCUUGAAGCCCAAAUGAUGGUGUUUUGAGUGAGCGAGGGGUGGUUUGCAUGGAUGGAGUUUGGGAGGAUGUUUGUGUUCCGUUCUUGUUGAUGUUACUGCUUUUUGCAGUCCCAUUUCAUGGUAGUUAUAUGGGUUCUGGAUAUAGGUUUUACUUGUAUCAAUGCUUUUGAAGAACUGUUGCAAUGGCUUCCAAGUGAUC